GGGAGAUCAGGAUCUCCCGCGCGCGCGACGUGCGCAAGGCGCGCCGGGGCGGCGGCUUCUGGUGGCGCUUCGAAUUCGACGAGCAGCGCCUGGCGGUCGUGGCGGCGGGGUCCGGCGCGGGCGGCGGCGGUGGCGCGGGUGGUGGCGCGGGGCUCCCUGAGGCGGCGGAAGCGGGUGGUGCCCACGACAUGGCCGCUGCGCAGGCUCGGGAGUGCUGA
Molecule: messenger RNA, 218 nt
Organism: Monoraphidium neglectum
Lineage: Eukaryota; Viridiplantae; Chlorophyta; Chlorophyceae; Sphaeropleales; Selenastraceae
Exons: 1
Source: RefSeq, a predicted model, not a curated record